Messenger RNA from Eleginops maclovinus (Patagonian blennie), 2831 nucleotides. RefSeq names its product tubulin monoglycylase TTLL3-like. Gene Ontology annotation, molecular function: protein-glycine ligase activity, initiating. The record is from RefSeq and is a predicted model, not a curated record. Gene Ontology annotation, cellular component: axoneme; microtubule cytoskeleton. NCBI's taxonomy places the organism in Eukaryota, Metazoa, Chordata, Actinopteri, Perciformes, Eleginopidae. Gene Ontology annotation, biological process: protein polyglycylation; cilium assembly; cilium movement. The coding region runs from base 429 to 2783 and encodes 784 amino acids. The transcript is spliced from 15 exons.
CCGGGCUCAUGGACUGCGGGCUCUUGUUGUAAGACGGUCGGUAUUUAUCCGCGUCUCCCUGCCUCCAGCGGGGCUCUCUCCUCUGUCCUCCCCGGGUCCUGUAGCUGCAGGCUCGGCUCACCUCGUCAGGAGCAAGGGUGCACGCAGUCCUUCCACACAUUUUACUGCGAGAAAAUAACUUUGUAUGCACCUGACAGAAAGACGUUUUUAAAGCGGUUGGUGUAGGAAGUAGAGGAAAUCGUCGUGCUGUUGCCAUGGGAACCACAGUUAGGUCGACUAGUCAGGCGCAGCGUGAGUUCCUCCGGUGAAACAGAACCGGCUUCCCUGGAGAUUAUACACAUGUGAACCUCAGAAGCUGUGCAUAUCCUACCAAACCAUGAAGCAGAGUAAAAGAAAAGGUUCCCCUGAAGAAUGACACUAAUGUUGAUAUGAAGGCCAUGUCCAAACAGCCUGUCCAGCUGGCUAGACGCUACGUAACAUGCCCAGACAGUGAUCGCAAAACUUUUUACAUGAGCCAUUGUACCAAAAUGCUGUAUACUGAGAAAACAGAAGGUCUGUCCAAGGAUCAGAAACUCACAGCUUUGGGCCAUAAAUACACCCAAGAUGGAAGCAAAAGCCUGCAAGCAACAGGUACACCUCUUGAGGGCAAAGUCCCCCGCAGUUUUGUCAGCUUACCUGCACUUAAUCCAGAGAGACUGAAGACAGCCAGAGCUCUGGUGGACAAAGCUAUCAGUCUACAUAAGGUGUUCUCUGUCCAGGGCCCUUACCCUGUCAUCAGGACAGCGUUGAGGGCCAGAGGCUGGGUUGAGCAGCGUUUGCACCGCCCAAAACGCAAGGCUCACCAUCGUCUCAGCGAGGAGGGCAGAGCCAGAUCUAAUGAUGCUGCUGGCAGCGAUGAAUAUGAAGACAAUGUCAUCAAAGAGCAGGACCCUGAUCGACUGUAUGAUAUCAUGUCUCGCCUGGUGCGGAAUGAAAUGGUUUAUUUCUAUUGGACGGUUCGUAGAGACGCCAUCAACCCCAACAGCUUGCAAAAAGAACAGAUUAUCAAUCAUUUUGCAAAAGCAGGCAGCUUCACCACCAAGUCGGGGUUGUGUGUGAACCUGAGGAAGCUACACUGGUUCGACACAGCUGACCCAGACACCUUCUUUCCUCGCUGUUACAAAGUGGCUGCACAGGAUGAAAAGCAUGCGUUCAUUGAGGACUACAGGAGGACAGCCUGCACCAGUUUUUUGAAGUACAUCGUGGAGAGGGAGCAAGGCGUUCAGGCAGAGGGAUUGGGCCACAACAUCCGGGGUGCGAGGAAACGAAGCAAACAGCGAUCCAGACCAGUGGACCUUCCCCAAAUGAUAUCCAGCGCACUCAAAGUAUGCCAGUACUUUCUGGAGAGUCUGGAGCAUCGUGACAUCGACAGAAACCAAGAGCCACCACUUACAGAGGAGGAGUGGGAAGAGUUUAUCCACAAUUACUACCUUGUUGUUCAUGGAGGAGAGAAGAUCGAGAACAGUGAUCUUUUUGUGACCUGCUGCAAAGCCAUGCUACAGAGACUGGUGGAGGUCUGUCCACAGCUGGACAUCGACGGUAUACACAACAUCUGGAUCAUCAAACCUGGAGCCAUGUCAAGGGGCCGAGGAAUCAAAUGCGCCAAGCGUCUGGAUCAGAUCCUCCGGCUGGUGGAUGGAGAUAUAACCCUAAUCAGAGAGAGCAAGUGGGUGGUGCAGAAGUACCUGGAGCGCCCCCUGCUGGUCCAUGGCACUAAGUUUGACCUGCGCCAAUGGUUCCUGGUCACAGACUGGAACCCUCUGACUGUGUGGUUUUAUAAAAAGUGCUACAUGCGCUUCUCUACACAGCCUUACUCGCUCAAUACAAUGGACAACUCUGUCCACCUGUGCAAUAACUCCAUCCAGAAGCACCUGAGACCCUCCCAACAGCGCCACCAAAGUAUCCCAGCAGACAACAUGUGGUCAGACGAUCAGUUCAGGACCUUUCUGUCCAGCCAGGGUCGGGGAGCUCAGUGGCAGACAGUGGUAGUCCCCGGUAUGAAGAAGGCUGUGAUCCAUGCUUUACAGACAACACAGGAUCUCAUGGAUUCACGCAAAAACACCUUCGAGCUCUACGGUGCUGACUUCAUGUUGGGUCAUGACCUUUGCCCCUGGCUGAUUGAACUCAAUGCCAGUCCCACUAUGUCUCCCUCCACCCCGGUGACAGCCCACCUCUGUACUGCUGUGCAGAAAGACACAAUACGAGUCGUCCUGGACCGGAGAGCCGACCGCUCUGCAAACACCGGGGACUUCCAGCUCAUAUAUAAGCAGGCAGCAGUAGACGUGCCACAGUAUGUAGGAGUCAACCUACUUGUUGAGGGCAACAAGAUCAGGUGCCCCUGCCCACUUCCUCCACUGAACUGUUCAGGACCAAAACGUUGCAGCAGAGAGAAGGAACCUGCGGUAGAAAAAGUAAAGUCUUUGCCUAAGAUGUUGUUGAAGAGUCAGUUCAAAAACAUCAGCAGUGGGAUUCCUCCUCCAUCUCCUCUGCCUCCUGAUCCGCCUGUGUCUGUCACUAAGAAAGGCUUUGCACUUCACCUGCCAAUGACCGUGAGGACCAUCCAACUGACCACUAAUGCCCAGUCUCACUCUGCCCUUUUGUGGAAGAGGAAACGAGAGGUUCCAAAAUUCUCAUCAGAGAAAGUGCAAACCUGUAACUUAAAGAAGGAUCAGGGUCUUUCUUUGUCUUUAGAGAUUAUUCCAAAACAGCCCAGACAAGCAACAACCAGCUCGUUCAGUGCAUAAAAAAACUCCUUCAGCUUUAACUUUCUUUUUACAGGGUUUCAUGGCCUA